AUGGAAAUACAAUGGGAACUGAUAGAAAGAGCAAAAGAAGAACUGGAAAUACUAGAAACAGAACAUCCCCACAGGUUUGAAGUUCUCAAAAUGGAGCUCAAAGAUUUCAUUUCAGAUUUGGAACAGCAGAUUAAUAGCAACAUCACCGCACACUAUGCUGACACUCAAGAGUCAUCAAGCAGGAGGAGCAAGACUGAUGUUGUCCUGGAGAAAGCUCUGCAAUGUCUCUGCAAAAUUCAACAUUUCAAAGCUAGCUUAUUAAUAGACCCGGCCCGGGCCGGAAACGAACCCGAUACGAGUAUAAAUCCGUGCCGAUUCAGGAUCAUUAUUUUCGAGCCCACCGGGCCGGAUCAGUUUUGGGAGGUUGCCAAUUUCCUCCAACUCCACCGUGAACGCCCCUUCGGCCACCACCACCAUACUACUUUCCUCCUCCACUGCAGCCGCCGCUCCUCCAUCUCACUGCGUAAUAAUUGCCAUCAAUUCUCCGCCCCUUCAAUUUCUCCCAAUAUUUCAGCACACACUGCAACCGGCCCGAACCCUCCGAAACCCAAAAUCAUGGCGCUACCGCCAUUAAACCUCCACACCCACCAUCAGUUUUCGUUCUCUUCUUCUACCCCUGCUUCUUGUCCAUUUUCUUCGCUGAACACACUCACGUUUCGGACCAUUCACCUCUUCAAAAUUGUAAAAAUGCCCCGAAAAUGCAGAAGAACUUUUCCCAUAUCGUCCUCAACUUCCCCUCCUCAACCCUCCCCAAUUUUCCUCCCUUACCUCCAAACCCCAGAAAGGAAACAGAGCCCGGAACCCGUGCUCGAAAGUGAUUCGGAAAUUACCGACGACCCUAUCGUCAAUUUCUUCAAGACCCGAAGUUCGGGCCCGGAUCCGGACCCUGGCCGAGAAGGCCGUAUCUCCCAAAAAAAAAACCGAAGAACUUCGUGGCAGUUAGCGCCCGGCUUCCAUAACCUGGAUUCCGAUUCAGAACCUGAGAAUUACCAAGUGCCCAUUUCCGAGAGUGCUGAAGAAAAGUCGUCGUCGUCAGGGGUUGUGGAAGAAAUUAUGGGAAUUGCAAGGGCGUUACCAGAAAAUAUCACAUUAGGGGAGGCGCUGGGGAGCUGUGAUUUUGGGGGGAGAUUAGGGAAGAAGGAGUGUAUGGAGGUGUUGAGGGUUUUGGGUGAGGAGGGUGAUGUGAUGAGCUGUUUGUAUUUCUUUGAGUGGAUGGGGUUGAGAGAGCCUAGUUUGGUUUCGUCACAAGCUUGCUCGGUUUUGUUUGUGAUUUUGGGUAAGGCUGGUAAAGGAGACAUCUUGUUGGUGAUAUUGAAUAAUUUGCCUUUCCAGCAGAAUAGAGACUUUAAGGAUGUUCGUGUUUUCAAUGCUGCAAUUUCUGGCCUUUUGUGUUGUGGGAGGUAUGGUGAUGCUUGGAAAGUCUUUGAGAUGAUGGAAAUGAAUAAUAUCCAACCCAACCACUUGACGUGUUGCUUAAUGAUCACAAUCAUGAGGAAGAGUGGCAAUAGUGCAAAAGAUUCGUGGGAAUUUUUCCAAAAAAUGACCAAAAAGGGCGCGGAUUGGAGUUUAGAAGCCGUUGGUGCUCUUAUCAAAUCGUUCUGCGACGAGGGUCUUAAAAGGGAAGCCCUCAUUAUCCAAUCAGAACUCGAGAAGAGAGGCACACGUUCUAACGCCAUUAUUUACAACACACUCAUGGAUGCUUAUAACAAAUCGGACCAAAUUGACGAGGCCGAGGGCCUUUUUGCUGAGAUGAAGAGCAAAGGCGUACAUCCAACGGCCGCCACUUAUAACAUCUUAAUGGAUGCGUAUAGCAAAAGAAUGCAACCUAAAAUCGUCGAGAAAUUACUCCAAGAAAUGGAAGAUAAUGGCCUCGAGCCGAACGUGAGAUCCUACACGUGCCUAAUUAGCGCAUACGGACGACAAAAAGAAAUGAGUGACAUGGCGGCAAAUGCUUUCUUGAGAAUGAAGAAAGCCGGCAUAAAACCCUCGACCCUUUCGUACACGUGUUUAAUCCACGCGUACUCGGUCGACAACUGGCACGAGAAAGCUUACGAUGCUUUCGAGAAUAUGUUGAGAGAAGGCGUAAAGCCCUCGAUUCAAACUUACACGGCUCUAUUAGACGCGGCUAGACGCGCGGGAGACACUAAAACCCUAAUGACGAUUUGGAAAAUGAUGAUGAGGGAGAAAAUCGGAGGGACGAGAGUGACUUUUAACACGCUUCUUGAUGGGUUUGCAAAGCAAGGCCAUUAUGUAGAGGCGAGAGAUGUAAUAUGCGAGUUUGAGAAAAUCGGGCUUCAACCGAACGUGAUGACGUAUAAUAUGUUGAUGAAUGCUUACGCGAGAGGCGGGCAAGAGUCGAAGUUGCCGCAACUUUUGAAAGAAAUGAGUGCGCUUAACUUGAAGCCCGAUUCGUAUACUUACUCGACAAUGAUAUACGCGUACAUUCGCGUGCGUGAUUUCAAGAGGGCCUUUUUUUACCACAAGGAGAUGGUGAAAAGGGGACAGGUGCCGGAUGCUCGGGCAUAUGGGAAGUUGAGGGGUAUUUUGGACAUGAAGGCGAAGAUAAAGAACAGGAAAGAUAAGAGUGCUUUAAUGGGGAUUAUAAAGAGUAGUAUGGGUGUUAUGAAGAAGAAGAGGGUUGGGAAGAAGGAUGAGUUUUGGAAAAAUAAGAAAAAGCGGCCACGACCUAUUCACAGCUCAGCUCGUUUUGUGAUUGAUCAAUCCUUAUUUUUGUUGUGUUAUAAACAUUUAGUUGUGGGAACUCAAACUGGUCUGUGUUUGAGUAAAUUAUUGAAGACCGUGUCGAUUUCUGAUAUAUUCUCAAACUUGGCUCGCUGGUCAAAUAUUCAAUCAGUUAGCCUGCUCAGCCUCAAUUGCUCAAAAUCUCAGCAGAAAACCUCCGAACAUUUCUUUAGCCGGUGCAGCCGUGCAGGGUCGCUCUCUCCUCAUCCUCCGAUGGUUUGGGGCCUCUUUCCUAUCGACCCACUUCCAGGUGAAAAUGAAUAUUAUAUUUUCAGAAAAGGAACAUAUAAAGUGGGCAGAAAAGGAUGUGAUAUCAUCAUUAACAAAGACAAAGGUGUCUCAAGGGUCCAUGCGGAAAUCAUUGUAAAUGAAAUGAUUUGCAUGGAUAAUUCAGAAAAGAAACACUCAACCAAAGUUCGGAUAAGAGACUGCUCCAAAUAUGGAACCUUCAUAAACAAAACUCUGGCUUCUGUGGAAAAAGUUCACGCACUUCCGGAUAAAGAAACAACGCUGAAGGAAGGGGACCUGCUUGCAUUUGGAACUGGAAAUGCGAAAUAUAGGUUUUCUUUUGUUUCUCUUGUACUUUUUACGGGUUCAUCCAAACCUUCAGAUAUCAACGAACUACAUGGCAAGAUGUCAGUGACUGGUGGUAGUAUUACUCAAGCUUGGACAUCUAAAUGUACACAUAUGGUUGUGGAUGACUUCACUUCUCUGACUGAUGAGAUAAUUGAUGCAAUAGUUGCUGGCAUACCCCUUGUCACAUUUAGAUGGAUAGAGGUAAUAGGAGGAAUAUCUAUAUGCACUGAAAUACCCAGCUGUGCCCCGCAUGCUCCAAGUUUAUCACUAGACGGGGUAUCUCUUAAAGUUGCGGAUCCACAAUCUCGAGAACAGUGUCUGAAAGCUUACACUUUUCUAUUGGUAUCCAUACAGAAGUAUAAGUUCAAGGAAAAGUUGCAGUUGCUGUUGGAAUCGGGAGGUGCAAAAGCUGUUUCUGUUGAAACUCAUGAUUUGUGUAGCCAAAAUCCAGGAGAAAAAUUAGUGCGUGUCAUGCCAGCUGGAUCAACAGUCAGCACCGGAAGCUUUAAGAAGUACAGUUCUCUGCCUAUGGUGAAUGAGAUGGAACUAAUUUCAGCCAUCAUUUCUGGACACCUGGAUCCUUCAGUUUUAUCAUCAGGACCUGUCCUGGUUACAUCAUCAUGCUCCACGGAUGAGACUGACGAGACUGUGGUGGCAGAUUCUGACGUUGAAAUGGAAACUUCCACAUCAGCACGCAAGUCCGUGGUAGUUAAUUUAACAGAAUCUGCUGAAGACGAGUGCACGAAGAAUAUAGAAAUCCGCAAAAUGGAAUUUUCCAAAGAAGUUAAUUCAUCACAAAAAGAAGUUGUUCACAUUAUAGAAUCUUCUGAGCAUGACAGUGCAGGGAAUACAGCUGCAUUCAAAACCACUGAACAAAAGAGCCAAAGAUUUCAUCCUCUUACUCGAGGUACUCUAAAACCUGAUGAUAGUCCUCCCCAGACUACUGUCGUCAAAUCUGAUGGUGAAUAUAUCACAUCAAGAAACAGGGAUGAAGGUAUUGUGGCAAGAAAGGAUACAUCUGAAAGUGAUAAUAAUAUCGAUAUAAUUUACAGCCAAGAUCUAAUUGUUCGACGCACUACUAAAACACAACCUGAACAUUCGUCGAGUAAAGGUGCAGCCGUAAACUUCAAACGCUUCAGGAAGAUGGAUGUUCCAUCCGGGAACAGCUUCUACAGUUUUAUUCCUUUUGCGAAGAACCCGUAUGAAGAGUCCGACUAUGGGAAUGAAGAUGUGGCUGAAUCUAUUAAAGAGGAGAAAAAGCGUAAACGGAUGGAAGCCAUUGCAGACGACUUGUUUAACAAUGAGAAGGGGAGAAGGCGUGCUGCAUCUGGUUCUCUUCACGGGCUUUUUGCUCGUGGUUUGUGAAGAGGUAAUCUGAUGUUAAGAACCCUAAAAGUGUAAGUAUGGAUGACUUUAGGAAGCUUGGAAAUGCAUUUGCCAGUGCCCUUUUUCUACUUUAUCGCAAAAUGAGUUUUGAUUAGGCAAGAUACAGAAAAAAGGCCGGCCAUCUUCUCCUAAGUGGACAUGUAACAGUAUUUCCCUCCAAAAAGUACUAGUGGUUAGGCACUAUGCAAUUAAGCUAGUGUUAGUUUUAUAAAAUGUCACAUGUUGAUGCAUAUUUUGGGUUAAGUAUGUGUCAAUAUCAUUCUAAGAAAUAAUAUAUACAAUGCUGCUGCUUGACACUCAAUAAUCAAUAUUUUAUUUUAACAUAUAAUAUA
Molecule: messenger RNA, 5036 nt
Organism: Striga asiatica
Lineage: Eukaryota; Viridiplantae; Streptophyta; Magnoliopsida; Lamiales; Orobanchaceae
Source: the annotation of a GenBank genome assembly